AUGAUUAUCUUCGUUUUUUUAGCGGUUUUCUUUGCCGAUCCUGCAACCCGGCUUGAGACAAACGGUGAUGGCGAGCUAGUUCCGCAGCGAAGAGAGCGCUACGUAUUUCGUCCGAUUCUCAUCAAAAUACUUGAAGGCUUUUUUGCUCAGUCUCCAUUCCCGGACCUCAACAAACGAGUGGAAAUUGCUACCACAUGCAAUCAAGUACUUCAGAUUGAAAAACGAGGUGUUGGACUAAUGCCGAAGGAAGUUGUUUCACCUCAGGUGGUGGCUAACUGGUUUGCAAACAAACGGAAGGAACUGAGAAGACGUUCACAGGAAGCCAGUGAACAAGCUGCAGUGGCAGCUGGUACAGCUACAAGCCAAGCAACCACUCCAGCUCAUACUGCAAAUGAGGAAGCAACGAGUUCCGGUGUUGGCUCAACACCUUCUCCAAUAAUGGAGGAGAAUGAAUCAGCGGAACAGCAAGAAUCCGAAACUCGCCCACUGGAUGUUGUAGCUCUAGCUGCUCGUUUGGGCAUUGCUUUUCCGCAACUUCCGACGACCUCUACAGAAUCCACCACCACAGCGGAAACUUCAUUUUCACAAGCGCUUCCUAUAGCUACCUUAGCAUCCCACAUAUUGGCGGCCAGCCAGAAUUUGGCAUGCUACAACAAUGACUCACAGACCCCGCUGACUAUGGCUUCCUUGGCAUCACAGCUACUGCCUGCUGCCACGACUGGAACAGCGCCGCCUGUGAGCAUUAUGGACUCGCUUAUAACUCCCGGUUUACAGUUGCUCAACGGUCAACUGCCUGUGCUCAACGAGCUCUGCAAUAACGAGCAGCAGCUCGAAUCCAACGAUCAUAAUUUGCUUUCUAUGACGUAUGAUCAACUUCAUCCGACUCUGUUGAAGACAGAACCGAUGGAAUGA
Messenger RNA from Strongylus vulgaris, 912 nucleotides. Lineage: Eukaryota; Metazoa; Nematoda; Chromadorea; Rhabditida; Strongylidae. The record is from the annotation of a GenBank genome assembly.